GAUGCAGAUAAGAACAUCACUAAAGUACUGAAAGAGAAAGGGAGCCUGGUUCACAGCAGUAGUUUUAAGCACAGCUCUCCUUUCUGCUGGAGGUCUGAUACUCUGCUGACAGACAAAGCUGUGCCAAGCUGGUUUGUAAGAGUGGAACACAUGGUGGAGAAACUGCUGGAAUGUAAUGCCCAAUGCUACUGGUUUCACAAAUGCACUGGUUGGGCAACAGGACAGUUUCCCUCACAUAACAGAUACAACCUGCUUCAGUGCCUCUCAGCCUGCUGCUUGAACAGAUUUGUACACAAUUCCCUUCUUCGUGUCAAAGAAGGCGUUCCUUGCUGAUGUGAAAUCCUACUGAGAAAUAGGUUUUAGAGUUAUGUGACCUUGCCUGAGUUGCCUGCUGUUGUGGUCUUCAAAGAUGGAGCUUCCUUUGUUUCUGAUGGUAAGUAAAAGUGGAUAUUGGCCAUAUCAUGGAAUCAGCCAGGCUGGAAGAGACCUCCAAGAUCACCCAGUCCAACCUAGCACCCAGCCCUAACCAAUCAACUGGACCCUGGCACUAAGUGCCUAACAACCAGCCUGUACCUCUCUUGGCACAACUUGAGACUGUGUCCCCUUGUUCUGUUGCUGGUUGCCUGGCAGCAGAGCCCAACCCUAGCUGGCUACUGCACUGCUCCUGUGCACUGCGGCCCUCCUCUGGACCUGCUCCAGCAGGUCCUUGUCUCUUCUGUUGGAGGUUCUGUAGCUGUGUGCAGUACUCCAGGUAGGUCUCACCAGAGCAGGGCAGACUCAUAGACUCAGAGUCAAGCAGGUUGGAAGAGAGCUCCAAGCUCAUCCAGUCCAAUCUAGCCCCCAGCCCUGUCCACUCAACUAGACCAUGGCACUAAGUGCCUCACCCAGGCUGUUCCUGAGCGCUUCCAGACACGGUGACUCUGUGGUGCCACAGCAAAAUACUCCAGGUGGGCCCUCAAGGGUAUUCUUUGAGCUGUCAUGGAAGGGCUGUGCUUGCCUUCCUCUUCGCUCUAUUGCCUUGCAACCAGUCACCCACCAAAGAAAAGUUCACUCAGUGACCUCCUUGAUCUGCAUUUGAUUUAGUUUUACUUUUGAAGUGGCCUGGAGAAGGAAAUUUUGUCAAAGAGAAACAAUUUUAAACUGCUGUUUUGUGGUGUGACCUGUCUGCUUUUGCCACCCCUGUCAAAACACACAAGCCUUGUUUCAAUCCAGGCUCCUAAUUCACUUUGCACAAAUCUUACUCUCUUAAAAUGUAUUAGAAGGGUUUUUGUAAACCAGUCAGUGCAGAGGCCCUGCAAGAGACUGGAUAUUGUUUUAUGUGCAGCUUACCAUUGGGCAGGAAAGUGCUGUCAGUCACAGUUCCCUUCCCAUGUCACAUUCCCUGCUGGGAGAGGAUUGUUUGUCCUUGGUUUGGGUGAAACUAAUCAGCCAAUCAGCACUGCAUGCUGUGCUCUAAUACACUUUUUGUUCAACAGCUGCAAAUUGCUUUAGCAGCUUAGGAGUGACAUUUCUGGAAAGGUGAGAGACCUUGUCUGGAAACAGUAGAGGGUUAAAAAUAGGCUUCUCUAGGCUGAAAUAAAUGUUAUUGCCCACCUCACAGCAGCAACAGAAGAACACAUUCUGCUUGCUUGCUUGCUUUCUCUUUUGUUGUCAGAGUGUGAAGAUGGUGAUUUGUCAUCCUGGAUAAACAGAGCAAGAUUUCAAGGGUAUCUUCAUGUGGAUGGCUUUACACUUCAUGAACUUGGAGACAGAGGAAAACUUGUGGCUAUUGCAGUCAUUGAUGAUAAAAACUCUUCAGUGGAACAUACCAGGAACAGAACUGAGUGUUGGUGACAGUGUGGGAGAAGUUUGCUGAUAUGAUGUAGAGAACUUGGGGAAGUUUGUUAGAUCUGAAGAGAUGCCAGGGUGAAAACAAGAGAGCAGCAAGGCAGGAAGCACAAAAGCAAACCUCUCUCAUGAAGGAAACAGCACAACUUCAAGCACAGUUUUAAGCACAGCAUACCAAGGAGGAACAGAAAUCCCAAGCAGAGCAAAGGGGAGGAGUGGCUUAGAGAAAAGCAAAAGCACCCCACAAAGGACACAGCCAAAACACCACCCCACAAAGGACACAGCCAACCUACCCCCGCAAAGGGGAUCAGCCAAAGGCUUCUGCCUCUCCUGGGGCAGCUUAAAAAGGGGAGGUCAAUUGAAGUCUCCUCCCACCCCAGCUGUGGCCACUUUGCCCUCCCUGCUCAGUGCCCUUUAUAAGCAGAGCAGGAGGAGCCCAGCCCCAAGCUGGGCCCAUUGCGGGCCAAGGGAUCCUCCGCCUGGCAUCCCAGCUGCAGGGAUGGAUUUGCCUGCACUCAAGCUGCUGCUGCCAGAGCCCCUCCGUGUCAAUCUGUGCUGCCGUUGGGUUCUGCAGCUCUCUCCAGCAAGCAUGGCAUGAGCUGAAGGAGCAGCAGGAGCAGCAUGGCCGUUCCCCAGGCAGCAGGAGGGUUCAGCCCAGCACCAGCUCAUGCGGGAGGAGCAGAUGCUGAGGAACAUCCCCCACGAGACGCAGGUGGCCAAAGAGGCUGGGUCAGGUGCCAAAAAGGAGACCUUCUUCACCUGCUUCUCCUGUGCAAGCUCUUCUGUCUGUCUGCUGAGAUGUUUCUGCCUGUUUCUCUGGCAGAGAAGUGUUUGCUUUUUUGGCUGGCGAGCUGACCAUCCGUACUACCGUCGCCUUGAAUGCCUCCAACCAGCAGUGUUUGCUGCCAGACAGACACCUGGAGAAGACAGAGGACAUGCUGCGGUGGCUCCGAUUGUUACGCCGUGUGAUUUAUCUUCCUGUCCUGGCUGUCUUCCCGUGCUGGGUGCUGGCAGUGAAUACGUGGUGAGGAGUGCUUGGGGUGUGCCAUCCUUUGCUGUUCUCACUGUGGGAACUCCAAGAGCCAUGGAAUGGGCACAGGCUGGUGAUGGACUUCUGCAACGAAGCAAGAGAGUCAUCUAUGAGGCCAAGGCUGCUGUAAUGGUAGAGUUCAUUGCUUAUUCAGUGAGGUGAUGCUCUUGUCAGUCAAGAAGGACUUAGUUGCAGAGGCUUUAGAAAUGCUUUGAUGUAAGCUUGUUGCUAUGCUGUGCCUAGUGUAUCUAUUGUCACUAUUUAGAACUAGGCUUAAACCAAAUGAACUUCUGGAUUAAAACAGCCAAUCAUGUCUGCCACA
Messenger RNA from Pogoniulus pusillus (Red-fronted tinkerbird), 3179 nucleotides. RefSeq lists its product as uncharacterized. The record is from RefSeq and is a predicted model, not a curated record. Gene Ontology annotation, cellular component: endoplasmic reticulum; cell surface. Gene Ontology annotation, biological process: peptidyl-cysteine oxidation. Bases 2495 to 3019 code for a protein of 174 amino acids. The transcript has 11 exons. Lineage: Eukaryota; Metazoa; Chordata; Aves; Piciformes; Lybiidae. Gene Ontology annotation, molecular function: protein disulfide isomerase activity.